CGACUGAUUUUUUCGAGAUAUUUCUUUUCAAUUUAGAUAUUUUUUUGUAACAUAAUAAUCAUCAGGUAUUUGAUGUUGCACGCUGAUCAUCGUGGAUACCCGAGUGGCAUCUCAAAAUUGAAGUUCCUGCACGUGAAUAGCAACGGAGGGCGAUUCAGCGGCCACACUCAACAGACAGGGAGUCCAGCAGGUAGCAUAGGUGACAGUAGCAGCCAGCAGGAGGGCGAGGAUGACACUCACGGACAUCACCCGGAGCGUGGAGGCCUGAGUGAGACUUCCUUGGGGCCCUUGCCACUGGGUGGCAACAAUAAUGGUGGAGGCCCAUGAAGGGGAGGUGGUGGUGGUGGCCAUGUGGUACCAGACUCACUCGUCUCCAUAGAGCUGAUCAUUGCCAGGUGGGGGUCGCCAUGACUCCAGAUAUCUACCACGAGAAGCAGAUCAAGGAACUGUGUGCCCUACAUUCCCUGAACAACCUUUUCCAAGAUGGUGCUGCCUUUGCCAAGAGUGAGUUGGACAACAUAUGCUAUGCUCUUUCUCCAGACAAUUGGUUCAACCCUCACAAAUCCCUCUUAGGAACAGGCAACUAUGAUAUUAAUGUCAUCAUGGCAGCCCUGGUCUCCAAAGGAUGUGGAGUUGUCUGGUUUGACAAGAGAAAAGACCCACGGGUGCUGAUGCCAGAGAAGGCAGUAGGGUUCAUCCUCAACGUUCCCUCACAGUACCGGCUGGGCCCUGUACAACUACCUCUGCGCAGGAAACAUUGGAUUGCCAUCCGUAGCAUACGGGGGAUUUAUUACAACCUAGACUCUAAGCUUGAUACUCCAGAAAUAAUAGGGAAGGAGCAGGAGUUAAUCAACUACCUGCGUGAGGAACUGAAGCACAAAGACAAGGAAUUGUUUGUGGUGGUAACGGAGGAGGUGGAGCGGCUGCGAGCUUGGUGCUCCUCUCAGCCUCUCCACCCAGCAGCAGCAGGCAGUACAAACAGUGUUGAGGGCAAGGAGUUCCUGGCAACCACGACAAGUACAAAUUGUUUAGUCAAUGGGAAAGAGUUGCAAUGCGGGGAGGCAUUCAACCCUCCUGGUCUGUCUUUCAUAGAUCAAGAGCCAGCAGGACCCGACAGCUGGUCGGUGGGGGAGGCCAUGAAGGCAAGUCAGGAAACACUAUAGGUUUACAGUGUGGCUAGAUGAUGGUGAUACUAAAAACUGGCAUUGUGCAUAAUGCAGUGUCUUCACUAGUGUUAUGGAGUUUGGUACAAAAUAGAAAUUUAUUUACAGCACUUCAUUAAUUUUGAAGUGCAGGAAAAAAGGUGUUAGAUGUUUUCACAGGUUACUCGAUGGUUACUCAACUUUCAAAUUUUACAAGGUAGUGUGUAGAUUUCAGUAUUAGUAAGUUGUCUGAACUACAUGAUACACAACAGCAAACACAGGCAUAAUGAGAAUACAUCAUCAAGUGGUGUAGGUGAUUCCAGCCUGUGGUGUAUCUCACUGCCAUAGCUUAGCCUGCAGUAAUAAUGUAAGUGAUUUUUUCUUUUACCAUGCAUUGUAUUUCAGAAGUUUAAAUAAAUGUUUGCUUGGAAACUUUUCUAUCAUAUUUGCAUUUUACACAGUGAACAAAACCAAGCAAAUACAGACUUCAUCCAUUCAAAUGUCAAUAGUAAUAACAAUUGAAAACAAGUAAAAUUUUGCAUUAGAACUUUCUAACAGUAACAGAUUUUACAGAAGCAGAUGUCAGAAAAAGUGCACAAUACUCUUAAAUGUUAUAUGUAUAUAUUUCUAGUUCAUAUUUUACAUUCCUAUUUGUUAUAUCUUUAUAUUUGAUGGUUGUUACUAUGACAAGAAUGGUACUUCAUUCAAAGGGAUAAUAGGCAGUUACUGCACUAUACAGUGCUCAGACAUGCCAAAAUUAAACUUACUAUUGGUCUUUAUUAAUUAGUAGAAUGUCCAAACUAUUUAAUAUUGUAUUUUAAGAAACACACACACACACACACACACACACACACCUGAUUGCAAUAUAUAAAGCAUAUGAGGGAGUAGAGAAGGUGGACUGGAAUGACUUGAUGGUUUGGGAUGCAUGUGAUACUAGAGGACAUGGAAGGAUGAAGAAGAGUGCUUGUAGAAGAGAUGUCAAAAAGUAUAGUUUCCUGUAUAGAAUUAUUGAUGUAUGGAACAGUCUGGAUGAGGAGUUAGGAAAUGCAAGAAGUAUACAUGAAUUCAAGGCUAAGUUGGAUAUUAAAAGUUAUGGAAAUGGGACAGCAUGAGCAUAGCUCUUUUUCCAUAAAACACACACACACACACACACACACACACACACACACACACACACACACACACACACACACACACACCUGGCCUCCCAGGUUAAGGUGGGUUGGCACACAGAAAGCUUAGAGCAUAAACACAUUAAAAAAAAAUGAAAAUGUAGCAUUAUCAUCAAAUCAAAAUUUUAUCACUGAUUUUUCUGUCUGUCUAUGUACCAGGUUGGCAUCUCUUAUGAAUGGAGGUAGCCAAGGCAAGGCACCCACCUAACCACCAACCCACACAAACACACACUCAACUAACACCCCAAAACGAAAUUACUAUCCAUCUUAGUCCCUGCACCUUGUGGGAAGGUAGUGGGAGGGGGGGAUUGAUCCUCAUGACUUUUACUGCAAGGGUCAGUUAUGCAGCACGCAAAAAACAAUCCACACUCAGGCCAGAAAGCAGGAAUGGUUUACCCAUGAUGCACCAUGAUAGAUCCAACCUUCCUCCCACAUUUGAUCUGAUCAGCUGAUUUAAUCAACUUUCAUAUAAAUAUUAAAAAAAUAUUUUUACACAUACACUCUCUGUUUGCACACAUUCAUGCCUUGGUGCAUUCUGAUAUUUUCACUUCAAAAUAUAUUAAUUUAUUUUUUGUAAUUUUUACUUUUCAUGAUACAUGGAUUCAGUUUUUGUAGACAUGUAUGGAUAUACUCAAUGAUAUACUUCAUACAUACUCACCAUGUGUUUCUUGUUGUUUUCCCCUAAAACACAUUGCUUUAUUUUUCACAUGCAUGACCUCAUGACUCCCAUAACGAAGCUUCAGUGCCAGUGGUUUACCUGGCUACUUCCUAUAGCUUAAGAUCACAUUAUUCUGGAGCAUGUUCCUCCAUAUAUAUACCAUAUUGCUCCAUCCUUGUCCUUUACAUAGCUCUCACCUUUCUGGGUGCUCACAACUACUGUAACACUGAUCUUUGCCUCUAAUUUCCCUGCCUUAAUGUCCACACUUUAAGUAUCUCCACACUACAUGUACUAUAGUGGAUGCAGCCUUGGUAUUCAGGGUUUUGACUGUACCUGUCCUACACUGUUAUUAUAUUCACACUCAACAGGCACAUGAACACCUCUCUCUUUCUUUCAUGCUGUUAUCUUUUGCCUAAUUAUUGCAAAAUUAUAAGUUGUUACAUACGACUGCAUGUUUUUUUUAAUGGCUUUCAGUCUGUUGAUGGGACGCCAACACUAUGUAUCUUUCAGCACACAUGGCAAUGCAUAUGGGCUGUGUGGCACUGCUGUCCCAGUGUUCUUGACACAUGAAUCCCCCAAGCUGUGCCCUACUGACCCAGGUCAGGCCAGGUCACCCCAGGGACAAGGUGGCAACAGUGUGGAUAGGUACAGCCAGCACCCUGAGUAUCAAAUUAGUCUGGGUACACUAUAACUUAAAUGUCUACUAACAGUCCAGAUAUUCAGGUUUUAGGGUACAAUAACCUUCACAGAAAUUUCAGAGCAACCAUCAAAUAUAUUGAAUUCUGAGUAGGAUUUGUUACUUAUUAUUUUGCUUGAUUAGGAUUGAGUUGUUUUAGUACUGUAUGUUUUGUGCUUAUUGUAUCUUUGCAUCCUGAUGGCUUCAUCCCCCAUGAGGAUUACUUUAGCACAAGGACUUCCAUAAUUCCCUAACAAACCACUAUUCUUCCACUUCUGCCAAGGUGUUACAGUACACAUUUGGUCAACAGAUGCAUGACUAGUUCCUUAUAUUGGUCUUUUCUAAACUGCUUUGUCAUUCAGUGUAAUGCUUAUUGUUCACAUUCUUUAAACAUUAUUUUAUUUACUUAUAAUAAAGAUUAUGUGACAA
Messenger RNA from Scylla paramamosain (green mud crab), 4077 nucleotides. Its product is annotated as josephin-2-like. The transcript has 6 exons. NCBI's taxonomy places the organism in Eukaryota, Metazoa, Arthropoda, Malacostraca, Decapoda, Portunidae. Gene Ontology annotation, molecular function: cysteine-type deubiquitinase activity. The record is from RefSeq and is a predicted model, not a curated record. The coding region runs from base 324 to 1163 and encodes 279 amino acids. Gene Ontology annotation, biological process: protein deubiquitination.